AUGAUUCAGAUCUUGGACCCGAGACCCUUGCCAAGCUCCAUCAUGCCGGUGGACGUGGCCAUGAGAAUUUGCUUAGCCCAUUCUCCACCACUGAAGAGUUUUCUCAGCCCCCUUGACGACUGUCAAAGAAACAACUUUGUGAACAGAUUCAAACCUCUCAGACCGUGUCUUCACGUGAAACGUGACUCCGAAGCUCAGAAGAGCGACUGGAACCACUCGGCAGCCCGAGCCAAGAAGCGAGUUGUGUUUGCAGACUCGAAGGGGCUGUCCUUGACAGCAAUACACACCUUCUCUGAGUUCCAGGAGCACCCUGGGUGGGAUCUUCAGUUUGACCUGUUAGGCCUUGAAGAUAUAACAUCUGACUUAAAGCUGCAUGAGGAGAAAAACUUGAUUCUGGGUUUCCCUCGGCCUGCUGCUGACUACCUGGACUUCAGGAACCGCCUGCAGAAGAACUUGGUCUGCCUGGAGAACUGCACCCUGCAAGAAAAGGUGCUGUCGGGCACUGUGAAAGUAAAAAACGUGAGGUUUGAAAAGAAGGUUCAGGUUCGAAUUACCUUUGAUACAUGGAAGACCUACACGAACAUUGAGUGUGUAUACAUGAACAAUGUUUACAGUGAUUCUGAAAAUGAUACCUUCUCAUUUACCAUUGACUUUCCUCCUGCCAUUUCCUCAGAAGAGAAGAUAGAGUUUUGCAUUUCUUACCAAAGUGGAGAACAUACCUUCUGGGACAAUAAUGAGGGUCAGAAUUACAAGAUUCUCCAUGCAGAGUGGAAGCCUGAUGGUGUUCAGAUACCAUCUGCCAAGAAAGACUGUGUAGAUCUCCAGACUCCAAGGAGAGGACAAGAGAGAGACCCUGAUCAACUAGGCAGUCCGAGGUUGUCCAGUGGUCUCUUUCCUCAGUGGCAGAGCUUGGGUCGGAUUGAAAAUUCAUCACCAUAUUGGUGA
Messenger RNA from Antrostomus carolinensis (chuck-will's-widow), 945 nucleotides. RefSeq names its product protein phosphatase 1 regulatory subunit 3C (gene PPP1R3C). Gene Ontology annotation, biological process: regulation of glycogen biosynthetic process. Gene Ontology annotation, cellular component: protein phosphatase type 1 complex. The transcript has a single exon. Gene Ontology annotation, molecular function: glycogen binding; protein phosphatase 1 binding. The coding region runs from base 1 to 945 and encodes 314 amino acids. NCBI's taxonomy places the organism in Eukaryota, Metazoa, Chordata, Aves, Caprimulgiformes, Caprimulgidae. The record is from RefSeq and is a predicted model, not a curated record.